Molecule: messenger RNA, 872 nt
Organism: Drosophila nasuta
Lineage: Eukaryota; Metazoa; Arthropoda; Insecta; Diptera; Drosophilidae
Exons: 2
Coding region: 202-855 (217 amino acids)
Source: RefSeq, a predicted model, not a curated record
AGGCUUCGGCCACGCAUUGAGCGAUGAGCGACUGAGCGACUGAGCGACGCUCUCUCGAGCGACGUAAAAUAUUAAAGCUUAUGAGAGAGCAUUGGAGUGGCCACGUAGCCGCUGAGCGACGAGCGAAGUUCUUGAGCGUCAGAGCGACGUCGCUCAGCGCUAGAAUUGGUUUUAAUUUUUAGUGCAUCGCUCAGCGACAAAAUGCAAACAAUGCAAAAAAUAUGCGCGGAAAGUUUAAUUUCGGCUGUUCAAAGCCGAACCGUUUUAUGGAACGACAUUCAUAAAGAGUACAAAAAUAGAAAUACUACUGAUAAGGAAUGGAAUGAAGUAGGAGUUAUUUGUAACUGUACAGGAGCUGCAGCAAAGGCCAAAUGGAAAAAUUUAAAGGAUACAUAUAGAAGGACAUUGCAAAAACUACCACGCCUACCAUCAGGAUCCGAAGCUCAAACAUUUAAUGUUAAAUGGCCAUACUUGGAGCUGAUGUCUUUUUUAAAAAAGACAGUUGCUCCAGAUCCGACUGAGGGCAAUUUGCAGCAGGACGAUGAAAGCAUGAAUGACAUGCUUUCAGAUAUGCUUCAUGAAGAUGAAAGCAAUAUGUCUAUGAUGUCAACAUCAUCUACAAGUAUGGUCGCAAAAUCUACGCCCAGAAAAAGAAAAAUUAAUAUGGAAACCGAAUUCUUGGAGAUAGAAAAAGAGCGACUGGAAAUGUUGAGAAAUCAAAUCGGAAAAGAAAAAGAAACAGAUGAAGAAAACAAAAACGAAGAUUUAUUAUUUUUUAAAUCACUUUUGCCUUUUUUCAAAAAUUUACUGACAUCGAAAAGUUGGAGAUUAGAAAUGAAAUACAAAAUAUAUUAAUUGUUAAGAUUAAAAAU